AUGGAAGAUAGUAUCAACAUGCAGAACGAAGACUCAUUCGCCUUUAUUUCAGAAAUCUCUCGUGUAUCCACUUCUCAGGAACACCUCUUGCAACACACACCCUUCGCCGGAGACACUCGCACCUCACAAGAUACGCCAUCCCAGUUUGAACCCGAAAUUCCAAUCUCCUCCGCCCCCAUUGUCUUUCUCUCUCCUCCCGAUACCCAAGAAGUUUUCCACACUCCACCCGAGGAGUAUUCGCUUCCUUCUUCCGACGUUGAUGUUCCUUACUGUCCGGUUAAUCAGGUCAUUGAUGUUGAUUCUUGCUCCCAGGUGUUCGUUGAUUCGGAGUUUGUGGAUUUUGGAAAGGAUUCCGAAUUAGGGUUUUUGGAUGUUCGGUUGAAGAAUGAAACGGAUGCUGAUUUUGUCCCGGAGAGCUCACACGGUGUUGAGCGUGAUGAACAUUCUGAUGAAUUUAGGGUUUCCGAAAGGGGAAUUUCUGAUUUGGGUGUGUCGCCGGUGAAAAAAUCGAAAUUAGAUUUUGAUUCCUUGGGGAAUAGUUUGGGAGCUCAACCUUCACAGAGUGUUGUAGAUGAUGGGAUGAUAAAUUCUGAGGAAAAGGUGGAAAGUCCCUGCAAUGUUGUGGGUGGUGAAAAAGUGAAUGUUGUGAACAAUGAUGACUUUUGCAGGGAAAUUCCAAUGGACGAUAACUCUGUCCCAGAGGAAAAUGUUGAAACUCAAGCUGUUCAAAAUGCUGAGGAUGUCAACUUGGUUGAGGGGAACAGGGCAAGCGGUGAGAUUGGAGAAGGUUCUGGAACAUGCGAGGAUACGGUGUUGCGUGUGCUGCCAAACUCAAUUCGUUGUCUUUUGGAGAAAUCAACUGCAACUGCAAAUGGUUUGGAAUCUAAGAAGGUUGAGGAGAAAAACAACUUUUCUGUUUUUGGUGUGUUGAAAAUUCUCUCUGAGAACGGUGUUGAAGAAGAAGAUGAUGGGCUUACUGUGUUGGAAGCUGCAAAGCGCUCUGGUAUUACUUUUCCUCGUCCAAUAUGGUGGCCGGACCAUAUGAAAUCUGAAUUAUUCAACUUUGAUGAUCAGGUUUAA
Lathyrus sativus (Indian pea) is the source of this 1080-nucleotide messenger RNA. The record is from the annotation of a GenBank genome assembly. NCBI's taxonomy places the organism in Eukaryota, Viridiplantae, Streptophyta, Magnoliopsida, Fabales, Fabaceae.